Molecule: messenger RNA, 1065 nt
Organism: Verticillium nonalfalfae
Lineage: Eukaryota; Fungi; Ascomycota; Sordariomycetes; Glomerellales; Plectosphaerellaceae
Exons: 1
Coding region: 1-1065 (354 amino acids)
Source: RefSeq, a predicted model, not a curated record
AUGUCGACCACUUCAAGCACCGUGGCUACCCUUAUUGGUGGUGUCGCAGAGGCUCCCCCGAAACUCCAUGCGAAAAAGUCAUCGAUCCACUCUACUGCCCCUAUACAGACAAACAGUCCAAACUGCAGAAGCGUUCCCAGCCUGACGACGACGCCACUCCGACCCUCUCUGAAAAGAAGUGUCACGAGUGGUAGCCAGAGAAGAUCCAUCCCGAGCAAGGUCCAUAUCGACACGCGGGCGUUCAGCGGACAGCCCGCUCUCGACACACCUCGAUCCUUUCAGCAGCUGUACGGCGAGCAGGCCUAUCUCCUGGCCUCCCGCGUAUUGGAGGAACAACGGUCGCGCGAGCUGAUGAGACGCCUUGCCACCCUCCAGGAAAGUCUGGACGGCGAAUGCCCCAGUCACCAGUCCCGCAAGUCGAAGAAACAGUCAUCGCUGCUCAGGGCGAAACUCCUCAGGGCAGCCGAGCAGGAGAAGGCCAUUAUGGGCAGGUUGGGCGAGGUCUUCGUCGAGGUGCAGACGCGGCAGCGCUGGAUGCAGGCGCAGCAGGAACGGCACGCAACCAGCUCGUGGACGCCGACGCCAUGGGCCGUCUGGGAGCCGAUGGCGUCGCCAGUUAGCGGGUUGUUGACGCCUAUCGUGUUGACGCCGACGUGCGCCCCUCUCCUGGUUCCCGAGCCUUCGGUGGGAGCGCAGCUGGAUGCGAAGUCGCCUGAAUUUAUCCCAGGUGUCCCAUUUCUGUUUCCGACGAACGGGCCGGGUCAACAAGGUUAUGGGUGCACCUCGGAGGCGGAUUGUGAUGUGUCCCCUCUCGCCAUGCUGGGCACUGAUGGACUGGCUCUCGAAUCGCUCGGUAAAGCAGACCUGGGAGAUGUACUGGGGAAUCGCGGCCUGGAGUUUGAGUUUGAGAGUGUGGAGACACUGGGAGACGCUGUUCCCACGUUGCAGGAGGCAAAGGCGUGCAGAGGUGGGCGUGAGAGGAGAAUGAGCCUGCCGGGUCUAAGAUGCGUGUGGCCUGGGUCUGGGGUCGAGGGAGCGUUCGAUGACAACGGACGGAAUGCGUAG